This is a messenger RNA of Vitrella brassicaformis, 2763 nucleotides long. The record is from the annotation of a GenBank genome assembly. NCBI's taxonomy places the organism in Eukaryota, Vitrellaceae.
GGCGUAGGAAAGACCCUUCUCAACCACCGAGGCACUUGCCGUGGCGACAUGGGCACCGCCCUUGGGUGCAUGUGCGGCUAUGCCCCUGACAUCCGAGACCACUACAACAUCGGCACCAAGCUGGGCACAGGAGCGUUUGGACAGGUCGGCCCUCCCUGCCAAGAGAUGGCAUGCGUGUUGAAGCGGGCUCCCUCUAGUCUGACACGGUUUGUCACUUGUUCCUUAUGCAGGUCCGUCUGUGCACGCACAAGGAGAGCGGUGAAGACAGGGCGGUGAAGCUGAUUGUCAAGGAUGAGGUGGGCGUGACCAUUCAAGAGCUGAUGGAGGAGAUCGAGAUCCUCAAGAUUGUGGAUCACCCGAAUGUCAUCAGAUUCUAUGAGGUUUUCGAGGUCAGUCAGCCAGCCAGUCCAUACCUCUCUCCAGUGUCUUGUCGGGGCAACAUUUGUUGGUGUCUGAUUUCUGUCCGCCAGGAUCGCAACUUCAUCUAUGCUGUGAUGGAGGCCUGCACGGGCGGCGAGCUCUUCACCAGACUCGAGAAAAGGAAAUUCUUCACCGAAGCCCUGUAAGCAUCUUGCUGCCCCGGCCCCCUCAGCAUAUCGCCCGUUGCCUGUCUGAAUGUGUGCAGUGCGGCCAAGCUCAUGCGGCAGAUGGCGCUCGCGUGUCAGCAUCUUCACUCCAGGCAAGUCGUGCAUCGGGACCUGAAGCCCGAAAACUUCCUGGUAAGCAACAGGCGACCAGAGCACACGAGAGGCAGAGCACACGAGAGGAGAGGGAACAGCGCCCUCACAUGCAUGCCUUCAGUUUGCUGAUGAUUCUGAGGACGCCACGCUGAAGCUGAUUGACUUUGGGCUAUCGAAGAGGGUGGGCACACACGCGCAGACAGAGGCACUGAGACACGAAGGGGUGUUUUGCCAGGUGAAGAAUGACAGGCCCCUGACAGAUUGCUGCGGCACGAUCCAUUACCUCGCGCCUGAGUGCAUCAAGUGAGUAUGUACGUACGGUCAGGGCACGUGUGGGCAUCCUGAUGGUCUGUCUCUGCUGCUGUACGUGUAUCAGGGGCAAGUCCAAGUAUUGGGGAGACAUGUGGGCUCUUGGUAAGGAGGAAAGAGACACAGGCACGCGUGUAGUGCACCCAUACACAUACACACACAAUUGAUUCGUGCGUCUCGGUGUCUUGUUUGCAGGUGUGAUAUUGUAUAUGAUGCUGUACGGAAAGCUGCCAUUCAAGGGGCCCAAUGACCAGGCCAUCAUGGUUGGUACAUACAUACACGUCAAGUGCGCGUAUCUAAUCCAUCGAUAUGACUGACACCCACUGAAAGCGUCGACUGUCUCUUGUCCCUUCCUCUCUCUCCUCUUUGUGUGCAGAAGAACAUUCUGUUGAAGCAGCCCGAAAUUCCAGCCAAGUCAGGCGAAAGGCCCAUCUCGAAAGAAGCUCAGGACCUGCUGAAGAAGCUGCUCAGGAAGGACCCUCACAAGCGCCUCACCGCCGAGCAGUGUACAAACAAUAGCCACAUCGACACAAAACCACAGCCCAUCCUCGCCUUCUCGUGCUGAGAGGUGUAUGUGUGUGUGUGUUGCUGCGAAGGUUUGGAUCACCCGUGGCUGCAGGAGCCAGAGGACGAAGCCCGCAAAUCGCAAAGAGGUCAAUCAGAUGCAGGAAAGCUUAAUGCCUCCAUCACCCUCCUCUUCUGGUCUUGCAUUCCAGCUUUGGGCUUCGACCCUGAAAUCAUCUCGAGGGCACGGUACGGCAAUUCACAAACAAUGGGGCAUGCUUGGUAGCGUUGUGUCUUCUUGCAGGGCGUCUGUGUUGGAUACACGGAAGAAGCCGCCAGAUAAGGUGAUCGAUGGGCUCGAGCCAUGGAUAGCAAUGGAUGAGGGACCACAAGUACUUAGCUGGCUGCCUGUGUCUGUAUGUCAGACUGAGAAGCGCCGCGAGACGUUGCUGCAGAUCGAAGACCAGAGCUACCAACACGUACGGACCGCACACACAAGAAAAUACGCACCUCGGCACACCUCGGAGCCAUUCGUUGUUCCCCAUAUGUGUGUGAGUGCAGUAUGUGGACAAGCGGAAGAGUACCAUCAGAACACCAGGGCCGGUAAGCUGAGAUGCGUGGCGUUGCUGAGACGCGACAAGACACGUCAUGUCUCUUCCGUCUCUCGUUUUCUUUAGCAGAGGAGAAAAACGGCCGUGCGGCCAACGGUGGCUGACAAGGGCCUCAAAUCUGAGCUGCGUGAGCUCACCGAGGCGCAGAAACAGGCACUGGCGGCCAAAAAGAAGGUGAGACAGUCGAUCGAGAGAGACAUGUGCACACUCCGCACGCACGUCUCCUCCGGGUUUGUGUGUUUGUCUGUGUAUACCAGCAAACGUUGGGCGAGAUCUCGUUGGCGUCUGAUGUCAAGAAUCUGGCCUUCACCGCGAACCUGGAGACAAUCGAGUCAAGGGAAGGCACUCAGGUACGGACAGACAGACAGACAGACAGUCGUGUGUUUGUGAUCCAAUGGACAGAACGUGUCGUACCUUCUGUUGUGUGCAGGAUCUGGAGUUCGCUUGAGCUGUAUGGCUCUGAGUGAGGGUGGGGGUGGUGCGUGUGGGGUGCGUGGCCAUGGGAGAGUUUGUGUGCGUCUGAGUAUACUUACGGUCAUUUGUUGUACAAAGUCAGUCGUUGAGUGUGCCGUUCGAUGGAAACAGACAGAUAUGGGUGCCGCUGUCUGACAGAGCGAGUGCGCACAGCACUCGCGCACUCCGCAACAUCCUGAAGAAAC